GUCGGAGGCGUGGCCUAAGGUCCCGCCCACUCGUCCUCCGGUGACUCCGCUACAGCUUGCAGAACCCCGGGAGAACAUACCAGAACCUUCAGUAUACUCCGACCGUCUCACACACACAUAUACACACCAAAGUCAUGCUCCCGGCAGCUGCCAAGUGGUACGACAGACGAGACUUUGUCUUCAUUGAGUUUUUGGUGGAGGACAGCAAGGAUGUUAAAGUAAAAUUUGAAAAAUCCAAAUUUGGUUUCAGUUGUCUCGGUGGGAUGGAUAACAUUGAGCACUCAAAUGAAAUCGAUCUCUUUGAUGCCAUUGAUCAAGACGGGUCCAAACACAGGCGCACAGACCGGUCGGUGUUGUGCUGUUUACGAAAAGUUGAGGGAGGGAAAUCCUGGCCCAGGUUAACAAAAGAGAAAGCAAAACUUAACUGGCUUAGUGUUGAUUUCAACAACUGGAAAGACUGGGAGGACGAUUCUGAAGAAGAUUUGUCAAACUAUGAUCGCUUUUCUGAGAUGAUGAACAACAUGGGAGGAGAUGAAGAAUUACCUGACUUAGACGGAGCAGAGGAUGAAUCAGCAGAUAGUGAUGAUGAGAAAAUGCCUGAUCUAGAAUAAAGUGACUGGUACAUUGUGAUUGAUAGACAGACAAGGGGAGGGAUGAACUACAAGUAAAAGGAGAUGCUGUCACAUAAAUGGUACAUGAUCUUAAAGAGAGCAAAGCUGUAUGAAUAUAAGACCAGUGGCAUUAUUAGCAUCACCUCUGUCCAUUCAGUGGCUGCACUCCAGAGGAUCGACAUAACCUUCUUUUGGAAGUUAAUAUGCAUAUUGUUGUACAGAGCUUCUUUAUCCCUCUCCUGAUGAGCAGUCCUGGCCCUUUUGUUUUGUUUUAAUCUGUUGUACUACAAAAAUAAGUAUACCUAAACUGAAAAUCUGCACUGUAUUCAUAUUUUUCAACUGAUAAGCAAUAGAUGUGAUGGAAAGUUACUUUUUUAUUGUAUGGCAUUGUAAUUAAAAUCGAAAAGUAAAACGUUUUUCUCUGACGAAACUUGAAACGGUAAUGGGAGUUUUGUCUUGUAAAAUCGUGUAGUUUAUGAUCUCGUGAUUAAAACAUGAAAAUAAGGA
This is a messenger RNA of Paramisgurnus dabryanus, 1118 nucleotides long. The record is from RefSeq and is a predicted model, not a curated record. Lineage: Eukaryota; Metazoa; Chordata; Actinopteri; Cypriniformes; Cobitidae.